Molecule: messenger RNA, 3195 nt
Organism: Procambarus clarkii (red swamp crayfish)
Lineage: Eukaryota; Metazoa; Arthropoda; Malacostraca; Decapoda; Cambaridae
Gene: CCT1
Product: chaperonin containing TCP1 subunit 1
Biological process (GO): protein folding
Cellular component (GO): chaperonin-containing T-complex
Molecular function (GO): ATP hydrolysis activity; ATP binding; ATP-dependent protein folding chaperone
Source: RefSeq, a predicted model, not a curated record
AGUGGCGGCAGACGGGUUCUGAUCCUGCUGAGAGUGUGGCUAAAGAGUCGCCUGGUGAGCCCUGAGUCACUCCGUCGUCGCCGCCGCCACACCACUCCCGUCUCCUGUCCUCCAGAGCCUCCAGACACCGCCACCAUGACGGCAGAAUCCGUACUGUCCAUCCAGGGCAAGCGCACCUCAGGCACCUCCGUCAGGACGGAGAAUGUUAUUGCUGCAUGUUCAGUUGCCAACAUUGUCAAGAGCUCUCUUGGCCCAGUGGGACUUGACAAAAUGAUAGUUGACGAUGUUGGUGAUGUGACAGUAACCAAUGAUGGAGCCACCAUCUUGAAACUGCUAGAGGUGGAACACCCAGCUGCACGUGUAUUGGUGGAGUUGGCACAGCUGCAGGAUGAAGAGGUUGGUGAUGGCACAACCAGUGUAGUGAUCAUUGCUGCAGAGUUGCUCAAGUCUGCUGAUGAUCUGGUGAAGCAGAGAAUUCAUCCCACCUCCAUUAUUGCUGGCUAUAAGCUGGCUUGCAAAGAAGCAUGUCGAUACAUUCAAAAUAACCUCACCAUUAACACGGAUGACAUUGGCCGAGAAUGCAUCGUUGCUGCUGCUCGGACAUCCAUGUCGUCUAAGGUGAUCUCCAUCGAUAGUGAUUUCUUUGCAAAUAUGGUGGUGGAUGCUGCCAUGGCAGUGAAAACCUCUGAUGGCAAAGGUGGAUUUAAGUAUCCAAUCAAAGCUGUCAAUAUUUUAAAAGCCCAUGGACGUUCAGCAACAGAGUCCGUCAUUGUCAAUGGUUAUGCACUAAAUUGCACAGUAGCAUCACAUGCUAUGGCAAAGAAGAUCGUAAAUGCCAAGAUUGUUUGUCUGGAUUUCUCUCUGAACAAGGAAAAAAUGAAGCUUGGUAUCCAGGUAUUAGUGAAUGAUCCAUCAAAGCUAGAGGCCAUCAGGCAGCGCGAGUCCGACAUUACUAAGGAACGCAUUGAAAAAAUCUUGAAGACAGGAGCCAAUGUAAUCCUUACCACAGGUGGUAUUGAUGAUCUUUGCUUAAAAUACUUCGUAGAGGCUGGUGCUAUGGCUGUCAGACGUUGCAAGAAGGCUGAUCUUAAGAGAAUAGCGAAGGCAACCGGCGCAACUUUCCUUACUACUAUGUGCAAUUUGGAAGGUGAAGAAUCUUUUGAGGCCAGCUACAUUGGAGAAGCUGCAGAAGUAUCUCAGGAACGCAUUUGUGAUGAUGAACUCAUACUAAUUAAAGGGCCAGUUGUCCGCUCUGCAAGUUCACUUAUUCUGCGAGGUCCUAAUGACUUCUAUUGUGACGAGAUGGAGAGGUCGGUCCAUGAUGCACUGUGUGUGGUGAAGAGAGUGCUGGAGAGCAAUGCUAUUGUGUGUGGAGGAGGAGCUGUGGAGGCUGCACUUUCUGUGUAUCUUGAGAGUUUUGCCACAAGCCUGAGCUCAAGAGAACAGCUAGCUAUUGGUGCAUUUGCACAAUCUCUGUUGGUUAUUCCCAACACCCUUGCUGUGAAUGCUGCCAAGGAUGCCACCGACCUAGUACCCAAACUACGUGCCUACCAUCACUCGUCACAAGUCAAAACAGAACAUUCACAGCUAAAACAUUAUGGCCUGGAUCUAUUAGAAGGUCAGGUGCGUGACAACAGAAAGGCGGGUGUAUUUGAACCUGCAAUGAGCAAGUUAAAACAAUUGAAGUUUGCUACUGAAGCAGCUAUCACAAUUCUCCGUAUUGAUGACAUGAUCAAGCUGGAGCAGGAGCCAAGUAAGGAGAGUGGCUACCAGCAAGCACUUCAGUCAGGCCAGCUUGGUUAAGGCAAGACAAAACAAAAAACUCGCCUGGUUAAGUGUGUUGUGGCACCUCAGGGUAGCAGGAAUAUCUUCCGAGAACAAAGAAAACUGUGAAGAUGGAAAUAAUGCUUACAUAAUUAAGCUCGGACUUCUUGUAUGGACCAGUUCCCAUUAACUUUUGCACAAUAACAAGUGGACAGGUGGCAGAGCUGUAAGUCUAACACCUCUGGAAUGUAGCCAGUGAUGCACUAUAGGCAGAAAUUGCUGCUCGUUAGCAUCUUUUGUUAAUUGAUUUUUUCCAAUAAAUUAUUGGCUUUUAUCAGGGUAAACUGCUUCUAAUGCAAUUAACCUAAUAAGUUGUGGUUGACCACUUUCAGACAAGUGAUCCGUUUCUGGUCAACCUGAAUUUAGGUACCUGUCAUGUUUUCUUUACAUUAAAUUAUGCCAAAAAAAUUUGUGUUAUACCUCUCCUGAUGUAUCCUAGGCUGGGCUUACUAAUAGGUUUAUAUUCCCAAUUUUUUCCACUUUAUUUCACGGGAGACAUCUCGCAUCACGCAGGGUGCAGUUGCCCCUCCACAGAUUCUCCAGUAUCAACUCUUGAUACUGGUAAUGGCUCAAUAAGGCCAUCACUUAUGGGCCGUGCCACCUUUUGGGUGGCUUAAUCUUAAUCAAUCACUUUAUCUUUAAAUAGGGUGGAGUGGUAUGAGCCUACGGUAGUAUGAGAGAAGUGUAAGGAAAGAAUAUUGCACUCUAAACACAGCCAUUAACCUACCCCCACACAGCAGUUACACCAGGGGCGUCUGGCCCCUCGGUGUUGGGGAGGGGCUACACGCCUGGUGUCCUGCCUGUGUAACGGUGAGACAUGUUAAGCUGUCCUCUCACCUCGUGUGUGUGUCAUUAUUCCUUCCCUACGUGCACCCUCGGAUAUUAGUGCCAGGGUUGUCUGUCCUCUCCUUUGGAGAGAAAGGGCAGUUUAUUACCGUUUCAUAUUACAGUACUGUAUAUGGUCACGUGUUUUCUCGUGGAUUGGAAUAUAGGCCAGAUACCCAGCUUUCCUGAGAUUACUCAGUCUCUUGGAUUUAGAGCUUCCUCAUUGGCUGAGUGUGCCAGGGCCUAUGCCUAGUUCAAAUUGAUUGGAUAUAGGCAUAGAGAGGGGCAGAGUUUUCUAGAGCAGGAGAGUGAGUGGAGCCUAUACUAAAGCACACAAGACAGAAGUGUGUUGGUGUAACCGUGAGAGGGGAGUGGGGAUGAUCAACCACGGAGCCUACAACACCUGCUGGGCCGAGGAAGCAGGUUGUACAGGUAUUUGUCCAGGGUUAACUGUACAAUUUGUAUUCCAUUACCGUGCCUCUUAAGGAUAGGAUGUCACUAGCUUAGGGAUUAAUUAAUUUUGCAUUAAAUAGUGACUUAAUUUAU